AUGAAACUGCCCAAGCGCCUCCACCUCUGCAGAUCUUUGAUCUGCCUGAGACUGCAGGAUUCACAGAAGAAGCCUGUUUCCCACAGCAUCAGAAGACAGAGAAGCAAAAGCAAAUCCUCCACAGGCCUGCGCAGACUCACUCAAGCUGGGCUCUGCAUGGGUGAAUUCAGAGAGCCACUAAUGAGCCCUCUGUCCUACAGCCUGGUCCUGUCUCACUCUGGUCUGGUGGUGCUUGAAGUUAACAGCGAAUUUCAAAUCCAGGUAAGAGAUCAUAAUGCCAAAACUGGUACCAUCAAGUGGCAUUCCAUCAGAAGGCAGAAACGAGAAUGGAUCAAGUUCGCUGCAGCCGGUCACGAAGGUGAAGACAACUCAAAGACAAACCCAAUUGCCAAAAUUCAUUCAGACUGUGCUGCAAACCAACCAGUGACAUACCACAUCUCUGGAGUGGGAAUUGACCAGCCACCUUAUGGAAUCUUCAUUAUUAAUCAAAAAACUGGUGAAAUCAACAUAACAUCCAUUGUUGAUCGUGAGGUCACCCCCUUUUUCAUUAUCUACUGCCUAGCACUGAAUGCACAAGGUCAAGACUUGGAGAGUCCACUGGAGCUUAAUAUCAGAGUAAUGGAUAUAAAUGACAACCCUCCCAAGUUUUCAAUGACUAAAUUUCUAGGACAAAUAGAAGAAAAUUCUAAUGCAAACACACUGGUAAUGAAACUCAAUGCUGCCGAUGCUGAUGAGUCAAAUAACUUGAACUCAAUAAUUGCCUUCAAGAUCAUAAGACAGGAGCCUUCUGACUCACCAAUGUUCAUCAUCAACAGAAAAACUGGAGAUCGAACAAUGAAUAAUUUUCUAGACAGAGAGCAAUAUAGCCAGUAUUCCCUUGUGGUGAGAGGCUCAGACCGUGAUGGUGGACCAGAUGGCAUGUUUGCAGAGACCGAAUGCAGUAUCACCAUCCUGGAUGUCAAUGACAACAUCCCAUACUUGGAGCAGUCAUCUUAUGACAUCGAAAUUGAAGAAAACGCACUUCACUCCCAGCUAGUGCAGUUCAGAGUCUUUGAUUUGGAUGAAGAAUUCUCAGACAACUGGAAGGCAAUCAUUUUCUUUAUCUUUGGAAAUGAGGGAGAUUGGUUUGAAAUAGAAAUGAAUGAAAGAACAAAUGUAGGAACUCUGAAGGUUGUCAAGCCCCUAGAUUAUGAAGCCAUGAAGAAUCUACAGCUUUGUAUUGGUGUUCGAAAUGUAGCUGAAUUCCACCAGUCAAUUCUUUCUCAAUAUAGACUCACAGCAACUAUGGUCACUGUGACUGUGGUAAAUGUCAUCGAGGGUUCUGUGUUCCGGCCAGGUUCAAAGACAUUUGUAGUAGACAGUAGAAUGGAAGUGAAUCACACAGUGGGAGAAUUUUUAGCUACAGACUGGGAAACAGGUCGAGCUAUAAACAAGACCAAAAAUGUUAGAUACAGUUAUGUAAUGGGGGAUAAUCCAGAGAACCUGCUGGCUGUUGACUCAGGCAUAAUAACUUUAAGAAACAGAGUUACUAUGGAACAAUACCAAAGGCUUAAUAAGAGAUAUGAAGGAACAGUGCUAUCAAUACAUGAUUCCCUUCAGAGGAGCAGCACUGGAACAAUCAUCAUUGAACUUUGUGGCUUCUGGACUAUUACUGAACAUCCCACAACACCCACUGAGAAACCCCCAAACCCCACAGGAACAGUGACAGUCCAUCAAAGUCCAACCAUCACUCCAACCUGUCCACCUACCUGUAACAUCUCAGGCGGAUGCAACGUUCACCUUGGUCUUGCUGGCAUCAAGCUGCUCAUCAUGGGGUUCCUAGUCUUAGGAUAUCUGUCUCACAGUGCAGGUGAUACUGUGAUGAUCUCUGUGCGGAUCUUCACUCACUUCCUAAUGAAGUGGCACUCCAGUGCGAACCUUCACUCACCUCCUGAAGAGGCGGCGGUUCCAUGUGAGCCUUCACUCACUUUUUGA
This is a messenger RNA of Mus pahari (shrew mouse), 1974 nucleotides long. RefSeq names its product desmoglein 1 (gene Dsg1). NCBI's taxonomy places the organism in Eukaryota, Metazoa, Chordata, Mammalia, Rodentia, Muridae. Gene Ontology annotation, molecular function: calcium ion binding; gamma-catenin binding. The record is from RefSeq and is a predicted model, not a curated record. Gene Ontology annotation, biological process: homophilic cell-cell adhesion. Gene Ontology annotation, cellular component: desmosome; plasma membrane.